AUGAGGGAGCGUCUCCGUCAGAACAAUGCCGAGCUCAAGAACGAGAUCACCCACGCUGUGGGGCAGCGAGUGGAAGUUGUUGAAAAGACCGUCACGUCACAGCUCAUGGAUACACUUGCCACACAGGACGAACCGGAGGGGCGAUCAAGGAGCUGCAGGCCAACCACACCAACCUCGCCGCCCGCCUCGGGGCGCUCGAGCAACGGCCCCAGGGGCUGGGAUCCUCCUGGAGCUCCACGGUGGCCGAAUGUGGCCGACGAAUCGGAGAGACGACGACCUGCUAUGGUGAUGGGCGGAUGGGACGAGGACCAAGCUGCAGAGACGACUUUGGCUCGGGCGAAGCAGAUGAUCGCCGAUCUCCGCGUGGACCUGGACAUGACCGAAGCUUUCUGUCCAGGUGUCCGCCGAGGGUUUGUGAUCAUCCCCUACAAGCAACGUGGCGAUGAAACCGAGCAGGGGCUCCGCGACAGGCUGCGCGGGGCGACACAACGGGUGCAGGACACCAACAUAGAGCUGGGGCGUCGGGGCGACGGUCAAAUCCAGCGCCUAAAAGCGCCAAUGGUCGCGUCCAAGACCAAGCGACUCCUGCUCGAGAGCGGGGCGGACAAGAGCGACAUUGACACGGAAUGGUUCAGCGGCACACUCUGGCACAAGUCCGUGCGUAUGUGCAGCGCCGUGACAGCAGCACCCAUGGGGGCGACCACGGCCGGCACCCUCGGGGCGUGGAUCCACCUAGGGCAAGCAGCCCGCCAGCUGGGCAUGACAGAGGAGGAGCUCGUGGGGCGAUGGCAGCCGCUGGGGGCGUUUCACGAUGGAAGCCAAACUGGCCACCAGCUACAUGUGGCAACAUGGAACGUGGGAGGUCUGGAUAUACAGAGAUGUUCGGACCUGCUGGGGGAAAUGUUGAAGCAUGACACCUUGAGCUGUACUUCGUUGCUACUUCUCCAAGAGAUAGUUGUGCCGGAGCCUGGAAUUCAAUUUCAUGUCGCAAAAGACUGGAAGAUAGUUUACGGCAGGGCUGAUGCAGACUGGCGGGGCGAAGGAGUAGCGUACCUCGCAAAACUGGGCGGCCAUGAGCAUUCGGGGCACAUCGCAGGGGGCAUCUACACAGUUCUCAAGCACCCCGACGGCCGCAGAACCGGCCUGAUCAGCAUGUUGCGAGCAUGGGGCGAAACACACCCGAUGAGCAUCCAGCACCUGAUCAUCGGGGUGGACGCCAACGAAAGCUUGCACUACGUGGCGGAGCGGCUCACAGCAGAUACGGGGCAGGGCAAUGCACUGCUACACUGGAUGAUGGAGCAAAACCUCUACCUGCCGGAGCAGAACCUUGCAGCACCCAGCCACUACCCGUACAAUACCGCGUUCCAGCCGAGACGCCUCGACUACAUCCUCGUGCGACACAUCCGGGCAGGAGCAGGUCAGGUCGUACCAGCGUGCGACAUGGCCACCACAGACCACGAGCCGGUGCUGGUCGUCCUCCUUGAGGCCUGCAGAGCGGGGCAGCAAGCCUGUGCAGAGGCCAAACGGGGGCCCAAGCAGCUCCUAGAGCGCAAGGCACACACGGCCCAGUUGGCGGAAUAA
Symbiodinium sp. CCMP2592 is the source of this 1581-nucleotide messenger RNA. Lineage: Eukaryota; Dinophyceae; Suessiales; Symbiodiniaceae. The record is from the annotation of a GenBank genome assembly.